AUGCAAGAAAACAUCACUUUUGAAAUACCAAUUAUUGACUUCGGACUUUUAAAAACAAGAGAUGAAGCGACGAAGAGCAAUUUUUUGAAGGCAAUCACUGAAGUUGGCUUCUUUUUCCUCAAAAAUCAUGAUGUUCCUAAAGAGCUUACCGAUCGCUUGGAACUUGUUUCUAGAAAUUCUUACAAAACAACUUUCGAAGAAAGGAUGAAGCUCAAAGAUUUCAGAGGAAAAAUGGAAGUCAGCGGCUCAAUCUUUCAUGAGAAGCCAUUCCAAAACUCCCCAGACGAUGAGUCAAUCAAAUUGGACGAAAAAGAAAUAGACUCUACUUUUUUUGAUUAUUUGACUAAAAUUUCAAAUAUUGGCGUUUUUUUGCUAAAGUUUUGUGAAGAAGUCUUUGAUUUGCCAAAUGGUCGUUUGCUCGGCAAUUUCGAGCCAAAAAAAGCAAUUAUCGAUGCUGUUAUGCUUGAGGAAAAUCCUACUGAAGAGUUUGAGUUUGAAUGUCACCGGGAUAAUAGACUGAUGACAAUUCUCAAGCAAGAUAGAACCGGCGGUGUUGAGAUAAAAUACAAAGACAAUUGGUACCCCGUCUUGGAAGACCCGAAAAAAGAGUUUCUAGGCGUAAAUAUUGGAAAUAUAAUGAACAACCUUUCGGACGGAAAAGCUAAAGCUGUUUAUCAUCGAGUCAGAAGUAUUCAAAAUCAAACUCGCUUUAUGUGGCCAGUAUUUUUGACGCCGAAUUUUCGGCCGAGAAAAACCGCGGUAAAGUUUCUCCGCUUCACCCAUCGAGGCUGGUACGAUUUCGACACUGUUGACGACGAAACUGAUUUUCUGCUUUAA
Messenger RNA from Oikopleura dioica, 837 nucleotides. The record is from the annotation of a GenBank genome assembly. Lineage: Eukaryota; Metazoa; Chordata; Appendicularia; Copelata; Oikopleuridae.